CGACGCGUCCGGGACGAUUCUGUCUCGCUCCUCUCGAUCGUCUCUGAGGACUUUCCCGGCUCUGUCUAUCAUUUUUUUCCUUUCUCAUUUCCUCUUCUUUCUCUUUUCUUCUUUCUCGUCAACGCGCUGCACGACGUGACGAGCGAGCGUGAUUUUCAAAUUUGCCGACACGUUUCUCGCGAAUCUCGCGAUAUACGUAUUCCGAAUUUCGAGAAAAAAAAAUAUUUGGAUCGCUAGAGGCAUCGAUUCUCCAAAAACAAAAACAAAAACAAAAAAAUUUUACCCGAAGCGAAUGACGCGACUAAAUGCUCGGAGGGAAUCAGAGGCAGCAAGUGAUCGCGAGAUCGACCGGUAUCGACAGAUUCGAGAGAAGCCGCACGAAAAUACAAUAGAUUUUUCACAGUGAUACGAGUGUUAUCAAAUCGUACGAUUACAUUGAGUGAUUGAAUAAUCCCGCAGAUUAUUACAGAAUGACAUAGGUCAUAGGUGAAUGGGAGACACAGUGACACUUUGAGACUAUAACCAGGCAUUCGAGAAUGGAAUGAACGCAAGGGCGGAAUAAAUCAUCGGAAAGCCCGUGGGAUGCAUUACGCGCGUUACUUCGAGAGGGUCUCCUAAAGCAGCCAUCGUGUAGCACCAGGACCGAUCGAGCGAAAUAAUGCGAUCGAAGCGCAUCAAGAAAGCAACGCUCUUCAGAUUGCUUAGAUACAGACAGUGCGCCAGAUGCCGGAAGAUAACUUAGCGCAUCCAGUGCUAUCUAAAGCGAUAAGUCGACGAGAGUGAACAAAGAGAAUAAGGAGCACACGUACACACGUACAUACACAGACACAUAUGCAUACGAGAAUACACGAGACUGAUCGCGAUCGUAGAGACGAUCGACGAGCGUAAUUUGACUUCACUGGCUGUGAUUUUUACUCCUAGAAUCCGAUUUUCAGAGGCUCGACGCGCGAAAAUUGUUAAGACUGAUCAAGUUAGACUUCUCACGAAGAUUCUCAUGUCUCAUGCGAGACAUUGCCGUCUUAAUUUGUGACAUCACUCGAUUAGAUCGUUGUUGCUGUACUUUGUCAUCUUCCUGGAAGGACCAAGCCUCUUAUCGGGAAUCUUGGAAGCUGGUGAGAGCAGAGAAGCACUCGACCGAUCAUUUCGAUAAAAUUCAAGAAAAGACCGACAGUCGACGACUGCCCUUAAUAGAAGAGACGACGCUGUUUUCAAUUCUUGGUGCGGGAAACGUCAAUCUUUCGAGCGGAACGAACGUCGGAAGAUUCCCGUUGGAUUCGAUUUCGUCAGUGGGUGGAGAAGAAGCACCUUUCGUCGCGAGAGGGUGAAGCCGCAGAAAGAGGAAGGGUUAGGUGGGUGUAUAUGUGCUCCUGCGUAUGUAGUGGAAAACGAAAAGUGCAGUCGAAGCAGUAUAUAGCGAAGAGCUAAAGCGGUCUCCGGAGAAGAGGCUGCAGGACUGUUGAGAGAAAGAGACAUAGAGAAGAAAGGAAACACCAGACAACGAUCGAGAUACGUGUGGAAUCGACGCGACGCCGAGAUUUGCCCGCUAAGAUACAAUUCUCUCCUCUUGUAUUCCGCCGUUUCUUCUUUUAGAAGAAAAAAAAAAGAAACUAACGUAACCCAUGGAUCGGGUGACAAUGCGGAGUUCCAUGUUAGUCGGGUUGACACGGACGAUAAUAAGGCGAUUUUGUACGGUCUCUGUCGAGAAUUCACCCCUCGUGAGAACCACAUUUCCGCGCAAGAUAGCACUGAGGUAUCGUUUAUAGAAUCUCCUCUUUCAUUCGAUCGAUAAUUUAUAUAAUCGCGACGCAGAAGAGAAUCGUGUAAGGAAAAAUUCGGGGAUGGAAUAAUCAACGUUAUCGAGGAGAGAUAUCGAGGAGAAACUUCUUUGGGGUUCAUUGAAUGAAAAAAGUGCUCCUGAUAAAAAGGGAAGAGAGAGAGAGAGAGUGCGUUUGAAGAAGCAAACUUCUACUAUGAUCCACUGAUCAAAUUCACGUUGAUGAAAUUCGAGAGAUGCAAUGUGUGUCUCGCAGAUAGCAAUUCGCAAUCUGAUGGAACACGAAGACAACGACGAGUGAGCCGUAGAUAUUUGACAAACAAACUAGAUAGCAAUCCGCUUAAUUCGAUACCGUCGACGCUGUCUAAAACACCGCUCGUCGUUUAAAGGCCGCGUAACGUUAGACGUACCGUAUUCAAGGUGCAUUGCAAACGACCGAGAGAGAGAGAGAGAGAGAGAGAGAGAGAGAGAGAGGGAGGGAGUAAUGGUUAUCGAUUAUCCGAAACAACGUUCCGCGAUUGUGUUCGCGACCGCGAAACUAAAAUGCCAGAUUGUACAGUGAACAAUCAAGUGUAUCAGCGAACAUAUUUGGCAUGCGUAUUAACGAGCUCAUCCGACCAUAAUUAUGCAAAUACCGACGGAAAUUCGUACGGAAGAUUGAUCUUUAAUUAACGGUUGUGUUCAACGAAAGUCACAAAUAUAAUCUCUGUAAUCGAUAAAUAAAAAUGUGUCGAAAACACGGGAACUAGUAAUAACAAAUAACUCGGAAAAGAGAGAAAAGAACCGCGUAAUUCUGUUCUAAAAUAAUGAUUAAUCUCGCGUAAUGUAUAAAAUUGCGUAAGGUGUAAAUUGAUAGAAGAACAGUUAACCGAGAUCAAACGUAACUAGUCAAUAUAGAUUAAUACACGAAGGAAGAAAGGUUGUGUCCCCGGAUCCAAUAAGGUAAACCAGAAGCUUCUUCAAGUUCUAGUCCUGCGAUCGUCCGUGACGAUCAUACACGAAGAUACUAUAUAUAGUGUUCGGUGAAUACUGCAAAGAUUACAAAGUGCCGAUAUAUAAGUGCUCCAAUAUUGUACAUCCGGAUGGAAGAAAAUUGAUUUCAAUUUUCCUGGAUAUUAUGGCGAUUCAAGUCCCGCACGUUCCUCCUGAUUCGCAUCUCCCGUUUUCGCUGCCGAAGUACACGAAAUCCUUCAGAGUCCUUCGACAAGAUCGCAUGGACGAGGACCGCGAGAGUUAAUUAAAAUGCGAGAGCUGAACGCCACCGCAUGCGCUGCUUUGUACGACGGCGUCGAGUGGUCAAGCCUGUGGAACGUUGUUACUCUAAUCGUUUUGGCGAUCGUCAAUGUCAUGGUGGUGGUAGGUAAUGUCCUGGUCAUCCUGGCCGUCUACUGCACCAGCAAGCUGAGGAACGUCACGAAUGUGUUCAUCGUCAGCCUGGCGUUCGCCGAUCUGUUGGUCGGCGUCGCCGUUUUGCCAUUCAGCGCAACCUGGGAGGUCUUCAAGGUUUGGAUAUACGGAGAUCUCUGGUGUUCCGUGUGGCUGGCGGUCGACGUUUGGAUGUGCACGGCGUCAAUAUUGAAUUUAUGCGCCAUCAGCUUGGAUAGGUACUUGGCUGUGACCAGGCCAGUCAGUUAUCCUCAGCUUAUGUCAACGAAGCGGGCGAGGCUGCUGGUGGCCACCGUUUGGGUUUUGAGCUUCGUCAUCUGCUUCCCUCCUCUAGUGGGCUGGAAGGACAAACGGUCACAUUCUCCGAACAACAUGACGUUUGGUCAAAUAUACAGCCCGUCCAAUACCACCACUAUAUUUGUACCGGUGAAGCCGUGUCCAUGGAUCUGCGAGCUGACCAACGACGCCGGUUACGUCGUUUACAGCGCCCUAGGUUCCUUCUAUAUACCGAUGCUAGUGAUGCUGUUUUUUUAUUGGCGGAUCUACAACGCCGCCGUUUCCACGACGAGGGCCAUUAAUCAAGGUUUUCGGACAACGAAGGCCUCGAAAAUGUUUGGCAGCAGGUUCGACGAACAAAGACUGACCUUACGAAUACAUCGUGGUCGCGGUAGCGUCCACAACGGCAGUAACAACGGCAAUUCGAGAAGCCCGGACUCGAGCAGUCGUAGCUCUGUCAAGCGAGAGAAGAUCAAAAUCUCGGUCUCCUACCCCAGCACCGAAACUCUCAACACAAAGUGCAACACCCUCGAGAGAACGCCAUCGAGAUGCUCGCAAAUGUCGGUGCAUUAUAGCAACGGACAAACGCAGACGCAGCUUUGUCCGAGAAAUACGCAUCUUAAGGUCGGCGGUGUCAAUAGGAUCGGCAGCAGCAAGAAACCGAGCAGACGCGGCAGCUGCGAGAGUCAGGUAACCGGCGACGAGCUAUCGUUGCGCGAGAUGACGUCGAGCAACGAGGAGAAACCGCGGGUGAUGAAGCUGGGCAAGAGGAACAUAAAAGCACAAGUGAAGAGAUUUCGUAUGGAGACCAAGGCGGCGAAGACCUUGGGCAUCAUCGUCGGCGGUUUUAUCUUGUGCUGGCUGCCGUUCUUCACCAUGUACCUGGUGCGCGCGUUCUUCCCGAAUCACAUACAUCCGACCGUCUUUAGCGUAUUAUUUUGGCUAGGAUACUGUAAUUCCGCGAUAAACCCCUGCAUCUACGCUCUCUUCAGCAAGGAUUUCCGUUUCGCUUUCAAGAGAAUUAUCUGCUGCAAGUGCUCCUGCAUACAACGCGUCAACACCUUGCGUCGUGGCAGCGAUGGCAGUCAAUUGGCGAUGAGAAACGAACGGAGUCCGAGUUACUCGAUCCGCGGUGCUCAACACGGGAUUUCCAUCGACGAUUCGGAUCCGGAUCCGACAUCGGAGCCGACGCAUUCGCAGAGCGAGUCCAGAUGAUUAUAGCGACACGUCCGAGCUGGCAUGCAGCGCGUCACCUUUAAUUCCCGAUCCUCCAGGGCGAGGAUAUUCUGAUGAUCGGCGUGUCAACUCUCGGGCAUGUCAACGUAACACUGACUUUUCGCAAAGACUGUCGGUGGAAGUUAAAAACAUGUCCAAGUACUGUCUGUUCUAAUAUCGUGAAAUCAUUGCAGGCGAACAAUUAAGAAAUGUAAAACAAGCGGUUUAGCUUCUCUGUUGCCUUUUGUUGUUGAAAAACGCUUUUUCGCUCUUGACCAGCAUUAUGUAAUCUCACUAUGUAAUGACUGAAAUGAAUAAGGAGAAAAGAGCCGAGUAAUUCGUUGAGCAAAUAAUCCGCUACUCUUUCAACUUGAUUUCGUUCAAAUGAAUUGCGUAAUCUCGCUGCAACGAAGCCAGCAGAGAAGUAAGUCAAGUAUGACGAUUAACUCUUCUCGUUCUUCUGCCAUUUAUCUCCGAGAGAAGCAUAAGCAAGUUAACUCACCGUUCGAUUUGUCUUUACACUGUAAGUGGUCGAUGAAAACAGAGUGCCAGAGAGAGCUUUCGUGUGAUACGCGUCUAAUCGGAACUGGAUUUCGACGCAUUCCAGGCCUGGAACUCAGCCCUUUGCGCCUCAUCAACGCGAAAAGCAAAGGAAAAGAAAAACCUCGCGGAUCUCGUCGCGCGUAUUUUUUUUUUUGCAAGAGACCGUCUCGCGAAUAUUUUGCUUCGAUUUGUACUUUCGGCCACGUUAUAAGAGCUUAAUACGGUCUGUUUUUCGUAAGUGACCACUUCUUCUUGUGACCACCGUCCGGUGAACGUAGUGAGUCAUCGUACACACUUAAUGUUACAUGUAUCCCUCGCAGAUCGUCAGAGAGUAGUCGGUCGAUUACUGGGGACUCGAGAUGUUAAUCUCUCGGAUGAUUAAAUUAAUGUAUUUGUAUGUAAUGUACUCGGUGUGAGUGUGAGUGUGUGUGUGUGUAUGCGCGCCUUCUUUCGAGAAUCGCUUUGCAAUUAUUUAUUUAGCCCAAUACACGAUUCACAAGUGAGUCAUGUAGCUCUCAGUCUUUCCGGUUUCAAGUCGGGACGAUUGAUUGACUGACUGAUUACUUCUGAUCAUCUGCGACAUCUGUGCAUAUACGUAUUGCGCAAUGCAUUCAUCCCACGUCGCUAUUAGAGAUCGGUACCUAUACCUACUGAAAGACAACUUACUGACAAUGAGAGACGAAUCUCGUUCGAAUUGUCCCUCAAAUUUCCAAGAAAAAUAGAGAUUGAAAAACAAACUCGCGCGCGCAAUUCGGGAUGCGCAUUCGCCCGAGGAUGAGCAUUCGAGAAGCUUAAUGAGGGCAUAAUGAGCGACGGAUACCUCCUAUGUACAUAUCCGAUAUCUGUGUGUACGUAAUAGUAUUAAGUAUGUCGUUAUCUGCUAUAUAAACCGAUGUUCGCGCGCGCGUUCGUAUAUAUCGGCGUUUUUCCCUUUUCUCCUCUGCUUCCUCUUCCACAUGUCUCUCUUCUCUCUAUCUCUCUCUUCUUUCCCUUUAUUCGUGCGACAUUUCCGGGACGCACCGGAACAAAGUUGCGACUUUCUUCAAUGUUGUCGAUUUCUACGUUUUUUUUUUUUUUACAUAAUCUCGCGCGCGUUUGUAUAAGGAACCAUCACACAUCGUUGUUACCGCGUGUGUAAUUUAUUACAUACACAUACGUAUAUAUCGUACAAGAGGAAAGCAAUACGCGCGAAUAUUGUUGAGCUACGUUAAGUCCAACACUCGCGAAAGAUUCGGCGUCUCGCGCAUAUAUAUAUAUAUAUAUACUCGCGAAACUUUCCAAUCUAAUCCCCUAGAUUGCUGUUAAAGCAAGACAAUUGUAAUUCGACGGGGGCGACGAGACGAUCGAUCGACUUCAAUGCGUGGUUCAUGUAUUAUGUGAUAUAUCGUAUAACAAAACGUAUAAAAAACCGGAUGGAAAAUAAAUAUGUGAAUACGUAUCAAUUUUUUUGUGAUCUUUCGCAAAAAGCACAUCGCAAACUCAGGAGUUCAACGGCGAAGCGUUAUUCGCUUCAAGGUACGUAAUAAGUGGAUUAGUUCUACUACAUGCACGAUUUGAGAAGAAGAGAAAAAAGAUGAAGCAUCUCUUUCGUUUUAUGUAACGCAUAAUUUUUCCUUUUAAAUAUAAUUAUACAAAAA
Messenger RNA from Nylanderia fulva, 6831 nucleotides. It is a transcript of the gene Oamb, whose product is annotated as Octopamine receptor in mushroom bodies. Gene Ontology annotation, biological process: G protein-coupled receptor signaling pathway. NCBI's taxonomy places the organism in Eukaryota, Metazoa, Arthropoda, Insecta, Hymenoptera, Formicidae. Gene Ontology annotation, cellular component: plasma membrane. Gene Ontology annotation, molecular function: G protein-coupled receptor activity. The record is from RefSeq and is a predicted model, not a curated record.